UGGCGCCCUGCUGUACGCCACCGUCGCACGUGACGGGUCUGUCCGCGACACUGCUGUACGCCAUGAUCGAGCCGUGCGUCGUGCGAGAGGUUGCUAUCUGCAACCUCCACAUGCUCGAGCCCGCACAUGCCGCGGCACACCUCCUCAACCCUCAUCGACGGUCCCUUCGGUAUUACGAGUCCUUGCAGACGACCAGUGACAACGCCCGUGUGGUCGAGGAGUGCGACAAAUUUCUCCUCGCACAGACCGGCGGAGAUCCGGUCAGCAGACUGUAUAGGACCGUUUGCGACCAGAUGAGGCAUUCCCAUUUGAGGCGAGGAGACCAGGGAGAUCGGCAGUUGUCCGAUGCCGAGGUGGACGAUUGUAGAGGAGACCCCGAGACCGAGCGUUGUGCGGCGUGGUGGUUUGCCCAUGGACGUCACCACCCGGAGCUGCGCACCGUCGCCAUCCGUGUCAUGCACUUGUGGACGUCCGCCUCUCCAGCGGAGAGGAACUGGGCGCAGCACGAGCGCAUCAACACGGCGAGGCGCUGCAAGCUUGGGUUUGCCAAGCUUGCACAGCUGGUUGAGAUUGCCACCAAUCUCAAACUGGCCGCAUGCGCACAGGAGGGUGGUGGCUACGUGUUACCAUGGGUUCUGGGGACUGGUCGGGAGGAGACGGCGAGAGAGGAGGAGGAUGACGAGGCAGAUGUGGAGCUCGAGGUGUGGGGAGCGCGACCUGCUGGUAGUGUUCACGAGCAGGAGAUCCAGCAACAGGUCGUCGCUUUCCAUGACAGCCGACCGUCCAGAGCCCGUGCGGUUCAGGACAUGUUCGGUCGGAGGGGGACGGAGCUGCGACCGUGGCCAGAGGCGGUUGACGACGGUCCUGACGGUGAUGCAGAUGACGACGACCCCUGCGACGAGUGGACCGACGAUGAUGACGCGCCCGUCAGUGGCGACGCGACGGCAGAGCGGGUGUACUUCACUUACGGUGGAGGACCUGACGGCAUGGGUCCACACACAUCGGUCAUCACUGAUGAUGUGCCGUCGAUCGGGCAGGCCAGUGGCACCGGCAGAGGUGGUGGUCGUCGUGAACCACGUCCAAGUGCGGCCGACGUGUGGGGGCUUGGGGGAUUUCAACGUGCUGAGACGUCGACAUGCCUCACCGUCGGAGUUGAGACCGAGGAGGAGCGGGAUGCUCGCCUGCACCGAGAGGAGGAGCGGCUGCGGAGUUUGCCAGGAUGGGAGGGUCGGUUCACGUACCUAGACGAGCAGCGCCGACAGAGGGACUUGGAGACAGGAGGGUGGGCCGGCUUUGACGCCGACGACGGGGGUGUCCCUAGGGAGCCAGUUUAUGCAGACUUGCGAGAGGGUGGACCCGGUGACGAUAUGAACGUGGGUGACGAGGGACGGGAUGUCGCCGCGGGCGGACGAUCUCCCCCUCGUGGAGGUAGUGGCGACGGCGAGACCGCGGGUGAUGAGGGACAGGGAUCGAUGCCUCCACCACCCGCACGAGCCUCACAGGCGGGCGUUGACGCCGACAACGAGACGCCGACACCCGAAGUUGUGCACAGUGGCGCUUCCCCGCCGCCGGUCCGAGGUGGUGUCGGCGGCGGAUGGUCAGCUCAUCGAUGGGUCGGGGACCGCUUGAGGGUGGAUUAUGACGCUGGGAGGGGCGUCUUCGCGGGACGUUUGCCAGCUCAGACGCAGGCUGUGGAGGGGACAUCGACGGACAUGCAGCAGGGAAAGCUGCACACAUCGGGCGAGGAGGGGUUGUUGAUGCGUCCCGAGACGAGACGACACCGCGGCAUCACAGAGGUGGAGGCUCGACUCGCAGCAGAGGUCGCCGCCGGCCAGGCAGCGUUGGACGCGAUUCAGAGGCAGCGAGAUACGGUUGCUGCACAGGCGACAGAGGACGAGGACGCAAACACAGAGUCCGAGCCGCUCGAGAGUGUGGUCCGCACACGUAGAGCGGUCGUGGCCGCGGCAGCCGCUGCAGCACAGGCGACAUACAUCAGCGGUGCGGAGGGCACAGGUGCUGGAGGGAGAGGAGGGCGCCCGGGUGGACAGCAUGGCGGAUCGUCCUUCGGGAGAGGCCGCACGCGUCCUCCUGCUGGGAGGGGUACGGGCCGCUGUUCUGGGAGGAGAUGAAGAUGGAUGAUAUGCUUAAUGAAUGUGUUGUUUCACG
Chara braunii is the source of this 2166-nucleotide messenger RNA. Lineage: Eukaryota; Viridiplantae; Streptophyta; Charophyceae; Charales; Characeae. The record is from the annotation of a GenBank genome assembly.